UGAAAGUACGCCAAGAAGUACGCAGAAGAAAAACCCAGUCCGCACUCGUCUCGCGCGCGUGACAUAUUUUUUCUGCGGAUGGUCCGGCGCGUAGCCUAGCUAGCGCGAUCGGCAAUUACCCCGUUUCGCCUCGCGCAACGCGGCGCGCGAGAAAUGUGUCACGCGGCUGAAUAUUCAAACGAGCCGAGAGUAACGAGACCCCGCGUGGACAACCGAAUGAACCCGCCAUCCGGUUCCUCGCAUCCCCGGAUCCCCGUCGUCGCAGACGCCGUCGUACGUGUAUCAAGAUCGGUGGGGUACGUGAUCCCACCUCCUUCACGAAACUAUCUCUACCUGCGCCUCUACCUAUGCGAAGAUCAUCUUCGCAUCGAGUAAAAGCCGAGAACCGAACGAGCCCGGUCACAGACAGCAUCAUGCGCUUGGUAGCCAUAACAAUCUUACUAGCCGUAAGCUGCUUCAGCUUGGCGAGAUCUCAGACACCUGAGAUCUCAGCUAAGGAACUCGAAACCGCACCGGAACCAGUAAAGCUCGAUAAAAAUCUGCGGCAAGCGUUGCUAAAGGCGCUGACGGAUCUAGAAGCUGAAUCAGCGGAGCAGCGCAAGGAUGAAGAUGAGAAAUCGCUCAUUAUGACCGUCGAGAAGUCUUUCGACGACGUCGUCAAGAAAAACUUAAAUAAAAACAUCGGCGUAGUACCGAAGCCUUCCUUCUCAUUCAACGGUUUUCCAGGAGAUGAAGAGAUUCCCAACGAGGAUAAGUUGCAGAACUCAAGCUUCCUCGGGUCGAAACAGUACGUUGCCUCGAGUUCAUCAAUGAUCAUAGAGAAAGCUAGCCGCGACGAUGCCAAAAGCUUCCACGUGCCGAACGUAAUUACGCCAGACAAAAAUCCGACCACUUACUCGCCCCGAACUGAGGCGGAUUCGUCAGACGGUACGAGGACAGUAAAAACUUCCGCGAGUUCAUCCUCGGUCAAUAAAGUUGAGAGCAUCACGUUGAAGCCAUUCACACAGAUAUCGGAGAGUUUAACGCAAAGUGCCAGUAACGGUAUUACGAACACUAACGCACGGGCUACGUCAAAACCUGCGUCUAGUUCGACAGUUUCGAAUAACGUUACUUCGUCGCCUUCUAACGUUAAUAAAGACAAAUCGCCAGCAGAAGAAGUGAAAAUUUUCCAGGCGCCUUUGGUGGCAGCGUUCACGGUGCAGCAAGAUGAGCUGGGCGUACCGAAGAGCGUCGUGCCAAUUUAUAGACAAUCGGGCGAUGGGCAAGCUCUGACUCUCCAGGAACAGUUGGACUUCAAGCAAAGAUUGCUGGAGAAGCAGCUGGCAGAACUGCAGCAGCAGCAAUUUCAGCAGACUCAAUUUCUCGUCAGGCAACGUCAACUCUAUGAGCAGCAACUCAGGCAGAAGCAACAGCAAUACUACAUUCAGGAACAAGCUAGGAUCAAACAGUUGGAGGAGCAAUAUAAGAUUAAGCAACUGGAAGACCAACGACUGAAGGAGCUGGAAGAACAACGACUGAAACAGCUGGAAGAACAAAGGCUGUAUCGUUUGCACCAGCACAAUCGUUUCCCUUUGCAGAAGCCACCUAUUUUUGAACAGACGAACGUGUUGGCGCUUCAACCGUCUCUGGAGACUGCUGUUCACCUUCAGCCGAGCCUAGUCCUGGAGGUUCCCAGCGCUGCCGCGCCACCAUUAUUCCGCACGAACUAUCAGGAGCAACUGCGUUUCCAACAACUUCGCCAGCAUCCACAACAAUUGCCGCAACCGCAGCAACUACAGCAACUGCAGAAGCCGCAGCAUCCGCAGCAACAGCAUCAGCAACAACAGCAUCAGCAGCGAUUGCAACAGGCUUUCGGUUCAUUUUCUACCGAGUUUCAACCGCCGGUGGCUCCCGCUGCUAGGUUCAACAGGCAAGAGACGUUCAGCGCGAUUGGCAAUUUCGGUUUGAACUUGGAUAACAAGCAGUCGCCUCCGUCCAGAAAUGCGUUCGCUUUCAACGCGCCGUCGAAGACGCCGAGCACGUUCGUCUACAAUCCUUACGUGCAGUUUAGGCAAAUCCCACCAAGACCACAGACGCCUGCCAACCAGAUUCAACGUUUGCUCUAUCAGUCGGGCGUCGUUGGUGAAUUCGGCAACGUGCAGGGCCCGGGCGGCGAGGACCUAAACAUCGUUUCCAAAGUGUUAGCGCUGAACGUCGGCGCGCUACCCAACAAGAACUACCAGUACACCACCAACGUUCGCGGUAAAUUGGGUAGCGCGUGAGGCUCAUAAGCGUAUCGAUGUAAGAUUUGGACGAGUCGUGUAAAUCACUACAGGACGAUAUUAGCAAGGUGAAAUCAAGCUCCCUUUCCCUGUCUCUCUCUCUCUCUCUCUCUCUUUCAGUUUCUCUCUUCCCUUUGCCUCUUUCUUUCUUUCUUUCUUUAUCCGUUGAUUCAAUACACUUCCUAUUACUUUUCAACUGCCAACGUUGCGGCACUGAUACACUCAAAUAGACGUACAUAUACAGGGUGUCCCGGGUUUUAACCGACAAACUGCGGGAGCAUAUUCUACCAGUGGAAAUA
Ooceraea biroi (clonal raider ant) is the source of this 2560-nucleotide messenger RNA. Its product is annotated as transcription factor SPT20 homolog. NCBI's taxonomy places the organism in Eukaryota, Metazoa, Arthropoda, Insecta, Hymenoptera, Formicidae. The record is from RefSeq and is a predicted model, not a curated record.